Molecule: messenger RNA, 408 nt
Organism: Anisakis simplex (herring worm)
Lineage: Eukaryota; Metazoa; Nematoda; Chromadorea; Rhabditida; Anisakidae
Source: the annotation of a GenBank genome assembly
AUGGGUUGGGGGUUAGUCGGGUCGACGCUUCCCAUUGUGGGAUGGCUCGGCCUGAUCUACUUAUCGGCCUAUUCAACGUCUGCAGAUGAGCAUCUAUCACGACCAUGUGAAGAUGCUGUGAAAAAUGGCACUUUCGUAAGAGAAAUGAUUACAUUGGUACAGAACGAGUCUUUUGGUUAUCUACCGGCAGUAUUUUGCUACGCAGUUCUCAAUGAAACCGUCGUCGAACAAUAUGUGCGUGUUGAUGUUUGGAGGGAAUGUGAUCGUGGUGGAUACCCUGUGGUCUGUAAAAAAAUCUUUAGUUAUCACCCUUUGUCAAUACCUCCGUUGGAAGAAACUGAGGAUGCUAUACAAGAUCCCAACGUAAAAUUACCACCAUUAACACCCUCAGAUAAAAAAACAACAUGA